This is a messenger RNA of Vigna umbellata (rice bean), 2706 nucleotides long. The record is from RefSeq and is a predicted model, not a curated record. Lineage: Eukaryota; Viridiplantae; Streptophyta; Magnoliopsida; Fabales; Fabaceae.
UGGUCACAUUACAAAUGCACUUACUCCAAAACAACAACUUUAUAGUUCGAAGAAACAAAACUGCUACAUUCGAAUUAAAAAAUAAUGUGAGCAAACGAAAAUGAACGCAUAAUUAAAUUGAAAUUAUUAGUGUUGAACAAACACCAAUGAUUAGAAAGUUAGUAGCAUGAGAUGCUCUAGGGAGUUGAACCUUUUUUUUUUGUCUUUCUCGUAUGGCAAUAGCAACAGGUAGCAUGACUCUAAUGACGGUUAGGCCUUUUUGUUUUCAUGUUUGAAUUGUUGUUUUCUGGUUUUAGAACGCAAUUUUACUGCAGACUGUGUUUAUUUUUCUCUUUGUUUCGCUCUCUAUCCCUUUAUUCUCUCCCCAUUUUAUGGUGCUUGCCCUUGUAAUUUUAUUUUCUUCAUCAUUACUAUUUUCAAUUUUAAUUACCCCUUCACGUUUUUUUACUCUCUUUCUUCUUCUAUUUCAGUCUUUAAUCAGCACACAAUCCACAAUGCAAUACCAUGGUCUCAGUUUUUCCCGUUUUCUUCAACCUUUCUUUCUAUAUAUGUCUACUAACACCUUGUGACCUAAACUAAAUUCAAUCCAACUUCAACAUGCUGUAGUUGAUUGCUGCAUUAUUAGUUGAAUUCCUUUCAGUUUUUUUUUUACGGGUAAUCGAUUUCUCCUUUGAUCGUUUAUUUUGUGAGAGUGAAUUAUAUGUAUCUACUUUAGUGUUUGUGUUGCUUGUAUGAUGGCACUGAGUUUUGUUGAUUUCAGAGACUGAAUUAUCGAUCCCUAAGCUCCGUUGACAGUUAGGAGUUUUGGAGUUUCUGAGUUUUUUUAUUUUUGAUUGCGGAGAAGGUAAGCUGCACUGCAUGCGUGUUGAGGUCACCUCUGCUCUGCUUUGGUAGAUUAUUCCUAUUGUUAAUGUUGGUUUUGCAGGUUUUGGAGUUGGAGAGUGCUAUGAAUUUGGGUGUGGAAAUGUUCGGGACGAGUAGAAGGCACAGGAGCGGUGGGCCUGUGGGACCCGUUUUGAUUUCGAAGCGUUUUGUUUGGCCUCACGGUGGAAGAAUGGUGUUUCUAACAGGUUCCUUCACGAGAUGGACAACAGUUAUACCUAUGUCACCCAGGGAAGGAUGUCCAACUGAAUUUCAAGUUAUUUGCGGCUUAACGCCUGGAUAUCAUCAGUACAAAUUUAAUGUAGAUGGUGAGUGGCGGCAUGAUGAGCAUCAGCCAUUUGUAUGUGGGGACGGUGGGACAGUGAACACUUUUUAUUUAGUGAGACAACCAGUUAUUUUGCCUCCUAUCGUAAAUGCUGAAACACCUGGUCGAUCCUACAUGGAGGUUGACAAUGAUGUCGUUGGGCAUGUGGAAGCUAAACCGAGGAUGUCAGAGUCUGAUCUGCAGGUCUCACGACAUCGUAUUUCGGUUUUCUUGUCUUCACAUACGGCUUAUGAGUUGCUUCCCGAGUCAGGCAAGGUUGUUGCCUUGGAUAUAACUUUACCAGUUAAGCAAGCAUUCCAUGCUCUUUAUCAAGAAGGAAUAUCGUCAGCUCCUGUGUGGGAUUCUAGUAAGUGCCAGUUUGUUGGAAUGCUUAGUGCUAUGGACUUCAUUUUAAUACUAAAACAGUUGGGGAUUCAUGGAUCAAACAUGACUGAAGAACAACUGGAAACACGUACUAUAGCAGCAUGGAGAGAGGCAAAGGAACAAGAAUGCGCAAUUGAUAGUAAAGGGAGAGCAUACCCUCAACAUUUAGUUCAUGCUGGGCCCCUUGAGAGUCUAAAAGAUGUUGCUUUAAAAAUUUUGCAAGACAAGGUGGCAACAGUUCCUAUUAUUCAGUCUUCUUCAGAGGAUGGUUCAUUUCCUCAGCUGCUACACCUUGCUUCCCUCUCAGAAAUACUAAAAUGUAUAUGCAGGCAUUUUAAGCACUGUUCGGAUUCCUUGCCCAUUCUUCAGCUACCAAUUAGUACGUUACCUAUAGGUGCAUGGGUGUCAAAAUUGGGGGAAUCCAAUAAACAGCCACUUGCUAUGCUAUGGCCACAUGCUUCUCUUGGCGAAGCUCUAUCUCUGUUGAUUCAAGCUGGAAUUAGCUCAAUACCAAUUGUGGAUAUUAAUUAUUCAUUACAAGAUAUGUAUUCAAGAAGAGAUAUUAUUGCGUUGGCUAGAGAUAAAAUGUAUGCAAGGAUAGAUCUGGAUGGGUUUAGUAUCCAUCAGGCAUUGCUUUUGGGACGAGAUGCAGGUUUUCCUUGCGGGCUGCGCAAUGGGCCGAGAUGUCAUAUGUGUUUGAGAUCUGACUCAUUACACAAAGUGAUGGAGCGCUUGACAAAACCUGGUGUUAGAAGACUUGUGGUUGUGGAGGCGGGUACCAGACGUGUGGAAGGUAUCAUUUCUAUUAGUGACAUAUUCAGAUUAUUGUUAUGCUGCUAGUUGCAUAAAGGGAAUUGCAGUGCUAGCCCUGGAAAGUACUUGUUCUAUGAAAACUAUUUAUUUAAAGAGUUAUUUAUGCCCCUGCCAUUGUGACCCGCUUGGUUUUAUAUAUAGGAUAGAAAUUGUUGAGAGAAAAGUACUGUAAAUUGAGGGAUUAGUUAUUUAUCCUUUAAACAACAUCACGGUGUCAUGAUUUUCUCCUUCGUGCCGGCACAAAUGCUUUGUUUGUGUCCUGUGCUAACAUAAAUCAAGGAGGAACCGAAAAAAAAAGGUAUUAUCAUUCCAGAUUUUUAUUA